ACCGACUCGACGAGCACCACAGUAACCAUGAAAUUGUUGGCAGGCCUUCUGGCGCUGAGCGUGUUGGCAGCAGUGGCCACAGCGACCACGCCCACAUGUCCUGAGGAUGACGGCGCCACGCCCGUCUUCUACCCAGACGACACGGACACACACGGCUUCUGGGAGUGCAGCAACGGCAAGGCUGUCCACUUGGAAUGCCCUGCUGGACUCGUGUGGAACGCCAAUAUCAACGCCUGUGACUGGCCGCCCUCGAGGAAGUAGAUGAAAACUUA
Messenger RNA from Schistocerca serialis cubense, 272 nucleotides. Its product is annotated as peritrophin-1-like. Gene Ontology annotation, molecular function: chitin binding. The coding region runs from base 28 to 261 and encodes 77 amino acids. The record is from RefSeq and is a predicted model, not a curated record. The transcript has 2 exons. NCBI's taxonomy places the organism in Eukaryota, Metazoa, Arthropoda, Insecta, Orthoptera, Acrididae. Gene Ontology annotation, cellular component: extracellular region.